Molecule: messenger RNA, 1160 nt
Organism: Myiozetetes cayanensis
Lineage: Eukaryota; Metazoa; Chordata; Aves; Passeriformes; Tyrannidae
Gene: CNR2
Product: cannabinoid receptor 2
Biological process (GO): cannabinoid signaling pathway
Cellular component (GO): membrane
Molecular function (GO): cannabinoid receptor activity
Source: RefSeq, a predicted model, not a curated record
AUGGAUAUUUGUAAGAUUCCUGAAAACGCCUCCAAGUGCAGCGGGAGCACCAUGCAGUGCUUCAUGGUGCUCAGCACGAAUGCACAGAAGAUAAGCAUUGCCACCCUGUGCUGCCUCUUCGGGACACUGUGUUUUGAGAACUCCCUGGUGCUCUACUUGAUCUUCUCUUCCCCCAGGACCAGGAAAAAGCCUUCCUACAUCUUCAUCAGCAGCUUGGCCCUGGCUGACAUCCUGGCCAGCGUCAUCUUUGUCUGCAGCUUUGUGAACUUCCACGUGUUCAACGGAACCGGUCCCUCCAAGGAGGCCUUCCUGCUGCAGCUGGGAGGGGUGAACACCUCCUUCUCCGCCUCCCUCAGCAGCCUGCUGCUCACAGCCCUGGACCGCUACGUCUCCAUCAGCCGGCCCUCCGAGUACAAGCUCCUGAUGACGAGGAAAAGAGCCUGGAUAGCCCUGGGGGUGCUCUGGGCCACCUGCGCCGCCGUGGCCGCCCUGCCCCUCCUGGGCUGGAACUGCUGCACGCUGGACUCCUCCUGCUCCGAGCUGUUCCCCUUCGUGGACCACAGCUACCUGUGGGGCUGGGUGUGCCUCACCCUGCUCCUGCUGGGCUGCAUCGUCUGCGCCUACGCCCGCGUGCUCCGGAGGGCCCGGCAGCACGCGGCCCACAUGGAGCGGCAGCAGGCGCAGGGCGGGAAGCAGAACAGCCGCGUGAGGAUGGACGUGAGGCUGGCCAGGACCCUGCUCAUGGUGCUGGCCGUCCUCGUGCUCUGCUGGUCCCCCGUCCUCGUGCUCAUGAUCUGCAGCCUCUUCUCCCGGCCCAGCGACCGCCUGCGCAAGGCGUUCGCCUUCUGCAGCACGCUCUGCCUGCUCAACUCCAUGGUGAACCCCAUCAUUUACGCCCUGCGGAGCAAGGAGCUGAACUCCUCCCUGAGGAGGGUGUUGUCUCGCUUCAGGAGGCAGCCGAAGGCCUCUGAGGAAAGCCCGGAGGCUGAGAGCACCCACAGGUCCUCCGUGGUGGAGACCGUCUGCGAGGACGCGCCCGGGACGUAGGGAGGCACCCGGGGAGAACCCGUCAGCUCAGGCUGCCAGAAGCAGUCUGGAUCACUUCCCUGUUUCUUUUCCCUUCUGAUGGAGGACCUGGGAGAUGAGGAUCAGCUGCCUGC